AGCUAGCCAGCCAGCUACCACAAGCAAAUAACUAAUUAAACAUUAAUAAUAAUAAUAAUAAUAAUAAUAAAUAAAAAACAGACACAAAGUGUUAAUUAAUUACUUAAUUGAUUAAUUGCUAAGAAUGGGACAGCAUACAUGUUGCAACCAGCAAAAGGUGAGGAGGGGGCUAUGGUCGCCAGAAGAAGAUGAAAAGCUGAUAAGGUACAUAAGUGUUCAUGGCUAUGGCUGCUGGAGUGAAGUUCCUGAGAAAGCUGGCCUUCAGAGGUGUGGCAAGAGUUGCAGGCUCAGGUGGAUUAACUAUCUCAGGCCUGAUAUUAGGAGGGGCAGAUUCUCCCUUGAUGAAGAAAAGUUGAUCAUUAACCUUCAUGCCCUUGUUGGUAACAGAUGGGCACACAUUGCAAGUCAUUUGCCAGGGAGAACAGACAACGAGAUAAAGAACUAUUGGAAUUCGUGGAUAAAGAAGAAGCUAAAAAAGGCUCCAACGGCUUCAUUAUCGCCAACGCCUCAAGCAAACGAAACCCCUCAUGUAAUGGAGCGACCUCUUCCUGAGCCACAACUUCCUUUCAAUAAUGCAAACCAAGUAAACUAUUUCUUGAGUGACCAAAAAGACUAUUUUGUCACAAAGCCACAUCCUGUAUACGCAUUUCCCACUAGCAACGAUAGUAGUAGGGAGGAUAACCCUCAAUUUUCAUUCGACGUAUAUAAUAAUAAUAAUAAUAAUAAUAAUACCUCAUCAACCGAAGUGGUUUACACGAGGGACUAUAUGACUAACAAUAAUCAAGUCGAAGAUCACUCGUUUCAAGAUUCAAUGCCAGCAUUAUGGGAGCAAGAAGAGCUUCCCCCUUUCAAUAUUGAUUCUAAUAAUCUACCGUUGUUAGUAGUGGAUGAUAUGGUGGUGGCACGUGAGAAAUUCUUAAGUGGUUGGGGAGUCGAUGCACAAGCACAACAAUGCCAUGAUAGCUUCCUGAUCUGGGAUCAGAGAAGCACGAAUAAUGAUGAAGAAGAACUCAUCGCACCAACGGUUUCAUCUUCAAACAUUGGAGCCAUGAUGUUAUCGUCAUAUUUCCCAUCAUCAUUGUGAUUAUCGAUUGAUUGAUUAGAGAAAUAUACCCUUAAACUGCUACUUAUUGUUUUUAUUUUUGUCUUGAUCCGAAAACUCAAGUGGAUUAAUGUGAUUGGGAUUGCGAGAGUGCUACGAGAAGUGUUUUAAAAUAAGCACGAAAGAAAUAGUACAUAUUGUC
Cuscuta campestris is the source of this 1244-nucleotide messenger RNA. Lineage: Eukaryota; Viridiplantae; Streptophyta; Magnoliopsida; Solanales; Convolvulaceae. The record is from the annotation of a GenBank genome assembly.